AUGUCAGACUGCCACAUCAUGAGUGCGCAGCCCCCCGGCGGCCGCGCCACCGACUCGUCGCUGGAGUGGGAGCCCGUCAAGGACGACGCUCUCGUCUACGUCCGCGUCGAGCUCACUGCCUGGAACGUCGCGCCGCUGCGGUGCGCGGCGGAGUACCUGGAGAUGACGGAGGAGCACGCCGAGGACAACCUGACCGCGCGCGUGGAGGCCUACCUGGAGCAGGCAGUGCUCCGGCACUCCUGCGAGGCCACCAAGGCGCUCAAGUCCCGCGAGGAGCUGCUGCCGCACGCCGAGGAGCUCGGCAUUGUCAGUCGCUGCGUGGAGGCCAUCAGCAUAUUUACAAGCGGUACCACUGCCGUAAGAGUGAAUUUAAAUGAAGAACAAAACAUGGAUCACUUAACAAGUCCCUUUGCCACCACCGCGCGCUCGUCGGCCGCGUCGCGCUCCUGGUUCGACGACCUCGCCGUCCUCGGGCUGGACAUGUACAGAAGGGUAAUGGCUGCCAUGGCGGCGCGCGCCGAUGUGAGGACGGAGGCUAGGGAGAGUUGUCUCGUGUCGUACGCCAGGGGCACCAUCACCGCCCUAUCGAGGUCGAUGCGGCGGCUUGCGUCGGCGCCGGCGUCGUCAGAGGUGGAGCAGAGGGACCUCCUGGAGGCGGUGGUCACCAGCGUCCCCACCGACAAGUGCUCGGGGCGCGUCGUCACCGCCAAGUUCCUGUUCGCGCAGCUGUGGACGGCGCACAUCCUGCUCGCGUUGGACGCGGCGCUCGGGCAGAAGGCCGCGACGCAGCUGGAGCACGCCACGCUGGAGGACGUGCUCAUCCCGAGCUACUCCGGCGGCAUGAAGACGCUCUACGACGUGGACUGCGUCGAGCGUGUGGUCAGAUAUUUCUAG
Messenger RNA from Oryza sativa Japonica Group (Japanese rice), 894 nucleotides. Lineage: Eukaryota; Viridiplantae; Streptophyta; Magnoliopsida; Poales; Poaceae. The record is from RefSeq and is a predicted model, not a curated record.